AUGGUGAAUUGGAUACCUCCCGGCAUUUUUCGAAUAUCGUGUCGAAUCGCCGUGGCAUGGUUCCCAUUCGAUGUACAGGAAUGCUUUCUCAAGGUGAAUCUUUACUUUUAA
Cooperia oncophora is the source of this 111-nucleotide messenger RNA. The record is from the annotation of a GenBank genome assembly. Lineage: Eukaryota; Metazoa; Nematoda; Chromadorea; Rhabditida; Trichostrongylidae.